This is a messenger RNA of Ixodes scapularis (black-legged tick), 2721 nucleotides long. RefSeq lists its product as uncharacterized. The coding region runs from base 1 to 2721 and encodes 906 amino acids. The transcript is spliced from 2 exons. Gene Ontology annotation, molecular function: nucleic acid binding; zinc ion binding. Lineage: Eukaryota; Metazoa; Arthropoda; Arachnida; Ixodida; Ixodidae. The record is from RefSeq and is a predicted model, not a curated record. Gene Ontology annotation, biological process: DNA integration.
AUGGAGGACUGCACCAAGAAGUCGAGUGCUGGAGAGACAGACAAAGCGACGAGCGGUGCAAGCAGAAAAACCAUCCGAUGCUUCCUCUGUAAUAAGGUCGGCCACAAGGCAGAAAAUUGCAAGAACCGCCCGCCUACGUUCAAAAAGCUGACGUGCUGGAAUUGUGGAAGACCCGGGCAUCGAGCCGAGAAUUGUGGGACGAGACAAAACGAUCGACCUCAAGCGUCCUGCGUAUUAGCUGAGCAAAGCGACGGCAGUGCGGCCGAGUUUGAUGAAGCCUAUGUCACGCUUCAGAACGGCGCCAAGAUCCCAGUGAUCAACGCGGCCGUAGGACGAGCUCCAAAGUUUCUAGUGGAAAACAUGCCGGUAGUGGAGGGACGGCUAGGUGACCGCAAAAUAACGGUUUUGAGGGACACCGGUUGUAAUACGGUCGUUGUACGAAAGGAGAUGGUUCAGCCUGAGGAAUUUACCGGGCAGUCCAGUCCAGUCUAUCUGUUGGAUAGGACCGUGAGGUAUGUGCCGGAAGCGGAGAUCAGGGUGAGGACACCAUACUUCACCGGAAGGGUAAGGGCGAAGUGUAUUAGUAACCCGCUGUACGAUCUUGUGCUCGGUAACGUGCCGAUGGUGCGAGGCGUUAAUGAUCCGGACCCGAAGUGGAACGAAAUGGAGGAGGCAAGUCCAGCUGGAAAAUUGGACAGGCAGACGGCCAUAAAACAAAACCAGGAGACAAGCCAAGAAAAAAGUGCAGAACAAGCUCCCAAGGGCUCUUCCGAAUCAUUGCCGGAGAACACCCCAAGCUCGGGACAACGCGAGGACGAGCCCAUGCUCAUCGCGAACGCGACAGAGACAGGAAAGAACAAAGAUCAAUCCAAAGAGCCGCGAGCCGAACUGAGGGUACCGCAGGUUUCGCCACUGGAAGCGACAGCCGAAGAGAUGCUCAAGGAGCAAGAAAACGACAAGAGCCUCGAGAAAUGUUUCCACAACAUCGGUAAGACCUUUCCUAAGCAUGGAGGAAGAACUAAGCGAAAGUUCUUUAUAAGGAACAAGUUGUUGUAUAGGAGUGUCAUCUACAGCUCCGGAAGAAAAACGGAUCAGCUGGUGCUUCCCGAGAAGUUCAGACAAACCGUGGUAGCCCUGGCCCACGAUAGCAUAAUGUCGGGUCACCAGGGGAUAAACAACACGAUAGGGCUGGUCGCAGAAGAAUUUUUCUGGCCCGGAAUGCAGAGUGAGAUACGAAGAUACGUGCGAUCUUGCGACGUUUGCCAGCGCACCGUGCCUAAAGGAAGAGUGGGUAAGGCACCCUUGGGGACCAUGCCAACCAUAGCGACGCCCUUCCAAAGGAUUGCCAUAGACAUCAUUGGCCCCAUUACGCCGAAGUCGGAUUCGGGAAAGAGAUACAUCCUGACCAUGGUGGACGUUGCCACUCGCUACCCGGACGCGGUAGCUUUGCAAAGCACUGGUACCCCAGAGGUGGCGGAGGCGUUGAUGGACAUGUUCGCCCGAUAUGGCGUACCGGAAGAGAUCCUCAGUGAUCGAGGAUCAAAUUUUACAUCGGACCUUAUGAAGGAGGUGGGCCGACUGUUGUCAAUGAGACACCUCCUAACGACCCCCUACCAUCCUAUGUGCAACGGCCUUGUGGAGAGGUUCAAUGGCACAUUAAAACAAAUGCUCAGACGAAUGUGCCAGGAGAGACCUAAAGACUGGGACCGGUACUUGCCCGCUCUACUUUUUGCGUACCGAGAAGUACCACAGUCCAGCUUAAAAUUCUCUCCAUUCGAACUCUUGUAUGGGAGAAGAGUACGAGGACCGUUAGCCAUCCUAAGAGAAGUCUGGUCCAACGAAGCAAUGAAGAAAGAAACAAAGACUUCGUAUGGGUACGUUUUAGAGUUGAGGGAGAAGCUCGAAGAAACAUGUGAGCUGGCCCAUCGAUGUCUGGAGGUAGCGAAAGAGAAAUAUAAGGGAAAUUACGACCAUAAGCGGGUCAAACGUGAAAUGAAGGCUGGAGAUAGGGCGCUAAUACUUCUUCCAAGUGAUAACAACAAGAUGCUUAUGCAAUGGAAGGGCCCGUUUGAGGUCAUGGCCCGAAAAAACGAAGUAGAUUAUGAGCUUGAGAUUGGAGGAAGAAGCAAAAUAUUCCACGUGAACAUCCUUAAGAAGUACGAGGAGAGGGAAGAGAGCGAACAAGUCGGCUUACGCUGUAGGGUGGCCGUAAAAGUCGACGAGGAUAGCGACAUCAUCACCGAAGCAGGUGAGGACGAAGUUCCAAUGCUCUCCCUGACAAAACAGCAAGACAAACGAGACGUGGUAGUCCAUACCGAUUUAAACAGAGAGAAAAGACAACAAGUGUUUGACUUGAUCAGCGAAUACGAAGAGAUCUUUUCAGAUCUACCGGGAAGGACGAACUUGAUGACGUGCGACCUCCAGUUGACCACCCAAACGCCGGUACACAUCAAACAGUAUCCGCUACCAUUGAAAGUACAUAAGCUAGUGGAGGAAGAGAUCACCGCGAUGCUGAAGAUGGGGGUUAUCGAAAGAUCGACGUCACCGUAUAAUGCUCCUAUGGUAAUGACCGACCACCAGCCGCUUGAGUUCAUCAACAAGGCUAAACACAACAACAGUCGCAUCAUGAGGUGGAGUUUGAAGCUGCAGGACUACAGCUUCCACAUAGAGUACAUAAAAGGAAAAGAUAACGUCGGUGCCGAUUACUUGAGCCGGAUAUAA